This is a messenger RNA of Capsicum annuum, 302 nucleotides long. Its product is annotated as 60S ribosomal protein L29-2. Gene Ontology annotation, cellular component: cytosolic large ribosomal subunit; ribosome. Gene Ontology annotation, molecular function: structural constituent of ribosome. NCBI's taxonomy places the organism in Eukaryota, Viridiplantae, Streptophyta, Magnoliopsida, Solanales, Solanaceae. Gene Ontology annotation, biological process: cytoplasmic translation. The record is from RefSeq and is a predicted model, not a curated record.
ACUGCACACAAUCAGUCGUACAAGGCUCACAGGAAUGGAAUCAAGAAACCUAAGAGGCAUCGUCACAGCUCCACCAAAGGGAUGGAUCCCAAGUUCCUGAGGAACCAGAGGUAUGCUAGGAAGCACAACAAGAAGAAUGGGGAAUCUGCUGCGGAAGAAUAGACUAAUCUAAAAGUAUUAGGGCAUUCAUGGCAUUCUUGAUUUCUGUUUUGCUGGCACUAUUUUCCAAAUUUGUGUUUUAAUUUUGUUUGUUAUGCGAAUAUAGUGGCUACAUCAAGUAUGGAAACCAAUUUUGCUGUUUA